GGCCGGCAGCCCAGCUGUUUUGAAAAAUGCUUCCUGUUUCUUUAAAGGCGCUCGUGGCUCGGGCGGCCGGGGCUGGGGAGGCGGCGGCGGCGGGAGCUGCCUCCUCUCCGGGCGGCGGCGCUGACUGAUCUCGCGAACUGGGCUUCUGUGUAAACUGAGGCUAAACAAACACAGAUGGAGCGCAGCGGGCGUUCUCCAGAAAUGCUGGCAAGGCGGCAGCGACUUCAGAUGACACUCUGAGCGCUCCGGGAACGGACAGCCCGGCGGCUUCGCGGAGCCGGCGGCGCAGCUGCCCCGGGCGAGGGGGAGAGAGGGAGGGAGGAGGGCGGGCGCGAGAAGGGGGAGAGCCCGAGACUCCCAGGCGCUGAGCGCGGCGGCGGCCCGGGCAGAGCCGGCGCGCAGCGUGCAGAGCGAGCGCGGCGGGCGCGCGGCCCGGGCAGCCCCACGCCCCUGCCUCUCGCGCUGCCCGCGCCAUGAAGCACAUCCCGGUUCUCGAGGACGGGCCGUGGAAGACCGUGUGCGUGAAGGAGCUGAACGGCCUCAAGAAGCUCAAGCGGAAAGGCAAGGAGCCGGCGCGGCGCGCGAACGGCUAUAAAACUUUCCGAUUGGACUUGGAAGCGCCCGAGCACGGCGCCACCGCCACCAACGGGCUGCGCGACAGGACCCAGAGGCUGCAGCCGGUCGCGGCCCCGGUGCCAGCCCCGGCGGCGCCGGCGGUUCCUUCAGGUGGGGGUGCGGACCCAGCCGGGGAGCGCCGGGGCGCCCGAGCGCCGGAGGUCUCGGACGCGCGGAAACGCGGCUUCGCCUUGGGCGCAGUGGGGCCGGGACUCCCCACGCCGCCGCCGCCGCCGCCGCCGCCGCCGCCGCCGCCGCCGCCGCCGGUUCCAGCGUCCCAGGGCCAAGUACCUGGGGGUCCCGAGGCGCAGCCUUUCCGGGAACCCGGCCUGCGUCCCCGCAUCUUGCUGUGCGCACCGCCUGCACGCCCCACGCCGUCGGCGCCCCCUGCGCCCCCGGAGUCUUCAGUGCGCCCGGCGCCCCCCACGCGCCCCGGGGAAAGUUCUUACUCGUCAAUUUCACACGUAAUUUACAAUAACCACCCGGAUUCCUCCGCGUCGCCUAGGAAACGGCCGGGCGAAGCGACCACCGCCGCUUCGGAGAUCAAAGCCCUGCAGCAGACCCGGAGGCUCCUAGCGAACGCCAGGGAGCGGACGCGGGUGCACACGAUCAGCGCAGCCUUCGAGGCGCUCAGGAAGCAGGUGCCGUGUUACUCAUAUGGGCAGAAGCUGUCCAAACUGGCCAUCCUGAGGAUUGCCUGUAACUACAUCCUGUCCCUGGCGCGGCUGGCUGACCUUGACUACAGUGCCGACCACAGCAACCUCAGCUUCUCCGAGUGUGUGCAGCGCUGCACCCGCACCCUGCAGGCCGAGGGACGUGCCAAGAAGCGUAAGGAGUGACUGGCCCCGGUCUAGACCAAGGAUGCUUCCGUGGGCCCUCGUUCUGGUCAAGCCCGAGGAGAAGGUGAGCUCUCCAAGUCCAGCCUUGUCUUCUCCAGGAUUCCACCAGACGCUCAGACCACUGCCUCUCAGGGUGGGGCAGGGGCACACCUGCCUCCCUCUUGCCCUCCUGUCCCCCCUCAGCCACUCUGGUGACUCUGCACUUUGCCCUCGGCCUGGUAGGGAGGGGAGAGCAAAACCUCCCCCUUGCCCAGGGCCUGAGGCCCCUGUCUGGCUGCAGAAAUUCGUUGCCAAAGAUUCCACAGAGACACUGAAGAAAUGGUGGUGACAAAACCCCACGGCAAAAAGCCACCCCAUUGCUCUAGGACUUUUGCUCCUCCUGUUGCCCGAGUUCCAUCUCAAGCCAAAGACGAGUCAGCGAUCCCACAGGAAACUCAUGGAAGGGAUGGACAUUUGGUGACCAUUGGAAGCACUCAACCCUCUGACCUGGCACUCUCUUUCUACGCUGGGUCCUGAGCUGGCUGGGUACAAGAUAAGCCUUCUGGGGGCUGUGAGAGGGGGCUGGGGGUGCUUAUAUGGAGUGGGAUGUGAGAUCCUGGCUCUCUUCUCUCCUUCCCACUGGCUGCCUAGGCCUCUGACCCUGAUUGUCAGUGUUCUGGUCCAGGCUUCUUGGGCCCUGAGCAUCAUGGCAAGGGAGUAAGGGGGAAAAGAAACCAAUUUGACCACUCCGUACCCCACCCCAGGGUCUUGUCCCCCAAGGUGACCAGCCUAAAGGGUCUUUGCUCCCCAGCCAGCCCAGCCAGCCACUCCUUGCCCAUGACCCACCCUCCUGGCUGGGAAAACAAGAUGGUGCCCUGCAUGAAGGCCAGUAGUCUGUGCCCGGUUAUGCAGGGGGUGGGCAGAGGGAAGGAAGGGACCAGGGAAAUGGGCCAGUAAGGUGGCGAGGGGCAUGUUCAAAGCCAAGGCCUAUUCCUUCCUUGUGCUCAAAAGGCCAAAGCUGUUCACAUCUGUGCUCAACCAUCUGCUUCAAAUUGAAGUAAAAGCCCAAACAUGUAAAGAAAACACUUGCUCGUGUUGAAUGGACUCUGUGGGCGACCAGGACUUUGGCUGGUCAGUUAAGGGGGAGUUGUGGGAGGAGGGGAGAGGCUGGUGUUGGCCUAGAAGUUGAGCAUGUGAGUGUGUGUGUGUGUGCGCGUGUGUGUGUGUGUGUGUCAGGGUGUAGGGAGCCCUCACCAUGACCUCAAAUCUGGACUAGUGACCAGGAGGCCUGGUCAGAAACAUGUGAGGAGCUCUUUCCACUUCAUACCUCACUUAAUCCAUUCCACAAGUUUAUGAGGUGGGAACUGUCAUUUUAAUCCCAUUUUACAGAUGAAGAAAUAAGGCCCCAAGGAGACAGUGAUGGAUCUGGCCCUCAAAUCAGGGUGAUCUCACGCCAAAUCCUGUGCUCUCACCCCCUUUCUGGCCCCCUAGUCCAGUCCCAGCCCAAAGUCUUUGUGUGGCCUUGUCACAUCACUUCACCUCAGUGGGCAUUUGGGGGUGGGGAAGAGAUCAUAAGAUAAGAAUGGGGAGAGGACUCUCAGGGGCAGGGCUGCCCAGGGAGAUGGGAGGUGAUGAGGAAAGGAGCUAUGCUCCUGCAGGGUGCACAUUUGUCCCUUGGUUCAGCCCAGCCACGCCGUGUCGGUCUGCUCCCUCGGAUCCUGGACUGGGUCCUGAAUGUCUGCAGGUGCAGCUGACUGACAGGAGCCUCCUCCCCCUGCACUAGUGUUUCCCAGGCACGGCCCUUUGCCAAGAACCAGGUUGUUGGACAGGUCCUGGAUCUGGGACAGAAGUAGGGGACCCAGACUGCUCAGAGCACUCCUCAGAGCAAAGGUGCCCUGCAAGACAGAAUGGGCUUGGGAUGGGGGCUACAAGGGGAUGGUCACUGGGGUGCCCAGGUGUCUCAGUCGAUUGAGCAUCCAGCUCUGGAUUUCAGCUCAGGUCAUGAUCUCAUGGUGGGGAGAUCAAGCUCUGCGUUAGGCUCGGCACUGACAGCAUGGAGCCUGCUUGGGAUUCUCUCUCUCCGCCCCCCUCUCUCUCUCUCACUGCCCCUUUCCACUCUCUCUCAAAAUAAACAUUAAAAAAAAAAAAGGUUGGUCACCUAGGGCUCCAGGCACAAGGCAUAUCCCCACUCACUUGUCUCCCUGACUUUCUGAGUAUUGCUGGUGACACUUCCUAGGGAAGCAGGAAAUGUGGACCAAACAGCAUGAAACUUAUUGACAUAAGAGGACCCUUUCUGUUACUAAAAGGUGGGGAGGUACCCUCAUUCUGCUGCCAGGGGACCAGACCCCAUGGCCUUACCACCCAGAAACAACCUGUGGCUUCCGCUCCCACCCCUUUCUUAUUCCUGGCCUUUGUAACAUACUUCCCUUUCGUUCUGAAGCAUCUAUUGGUCAUUAGCUGCAUUAUCAGACAUUAAGCUGGGUGUUCACAAUGGAGGAAUGGAUCUCACACAGCACCUGUCUUCACGGAGCUCAUGGACCUGUACAGGCAGAUAAGCAAAUAAUUAUGAUACAGUCAGAUGACUAAGAUGUCGUUGGGAAUUUCAGGCAAUUCCUCCAAAGAGGCCUUGGGAGUUGGGUCUUGAAGGAUGAACAGAAGUUUUCUCUGUGCAGAGGAAUGGGAGAAGGGCUUUUAGGAAUACCUAGCCCUGGCGGGACAUUGGAAUCACCUAAGGAGAUUAUGAUUAUUGAUAUGAAAUAUUUAUGCCAAAGUCCCAUCUCCAGAAAUUCCGAUGUAUUGGUCUGGAGUGUGACUUGGGCAUUGGGAUUUUUUAAUGUUUAAUUUUGAGAGAGAGAGAGAGAGGUAGGGGCAGAGAGAGAGGGAGACACAGAAUCCAAAGCAGGCUUCAGGCUCUGAGCUGUCAGCACAGAGCCCAACACAGAGCUUGAACCCAUGAACUGUGAGAUCAUGACCUGAGCCAAAGUCGGUGCUCAACCAACUGAGCCACCCAAGCGUCCCUGACAUUGGGAUUUUUAAAAGCUCCCUAAGUGAUUCCAAAGUGCUGGCAAGAUUGAGAGCUACUGGUUUAAGUGGGCUCAGGUUUUUGACAAAAAAGUGAUUUAGAAUCACUGAUGUGGGAUACAGGCCGGGCCAAAAAUGUGGAUGGGUGGACGUGGGUGUGUGUGUAUAGCUCUGUGUGCACAUGCGUGCACAUAUGUGUGUGAACGAUUGAAAGUUCAUGCUUUUCUUUCUUUUUCCAGCUUCUCCCCCAGUACAGCAGCUUGUGUUUGUGCAUACACACACACACACACACACACACACACAAAUGUACACUCCUUCUUGUGUACACAUGCACAUCUGUAUACACGCUUGCAGAUACUCCCAGGGAAGGGAGAUCCAUUUGAGGUAGAUUGAGAUUGCCAAUUUUCACUGGCAGCCUUUCAGGCCAUUUUAUGGAAGCAGCCAGGCAAGAAGACCCUCGACAGGAUAAAAAUUAUGAAGAGCCACCCCCCUCACGUCCCAGUCCAGCGGAGGGUUUGUGAUCACAGAGCCCUGCAGGUUUGUUUGCGGCACAGCCUCCUGCUUUGUUGUUUGCUCUGCGUCCUGAGCCCACGUGCCGGUGAUGGCUCAUCAAUCACCAGCCACAGAGGGACCCAGGGGAGCUGCGAGUGACACAUAUGUCUGUGUGUGUACCUCUGAGUGCCUGCCUGGUUCCUGCAGCAUGCAUGCUUCCUGCUCUCCGCAGGACACAAACCACAAAGAACUGCUCCAGGACUCGGAGUUCCCAGCUCCACCCAGCUUUAUAAAACUUCAAAAACUCUGUGCACAUCAGCUGCACUGCUUCCUGGUUCCGGCCCCACAUCAUCCCAGAAGAGAGGCUUAAGUUCUGGGGAGGGCGGUCCAUGAGUCCCUGGGCCCCUUUCUGGGCUCACAGCUGGGCCAGGGUCCCAGGUGGAUUCCGUCUCCCCACACAGUGACUCCUUCCUGUCCCCAUCACCAUCACUCUGGCCUGAGACAUCCUCCUACCCUCCCUCUACCAACCUGAGUCCUCCAAGGGCCCCGGGCUGUCCUUUUUUCUCCGACCCACCCUCACCCCUCUCCCCUUUCUCACCAGCCUGCGAGGAGGAGGGGCAGGUCCCAGGGGCCAGAACAGGUAACAGCAUGCAGGGACUGUGCUGGGAGCUGGAGGAACCCACAGAGCCCCUCAUGCCCGUGAUCCAGGGCGGAGAUGUGGGCAAGUGCUGUGCUGUGGUCAGCCAUGGUAGGCCAGCUGGGAGGCUGGAGCUGGCACUGCACUUGCCUCCCUCUGUCCAUGCUGUUUUCUAAGCAGCAAGGUAGUCAUCACCAGUAGCCCAGUGACAGUCUGGCCUUCUCAGAGCAAGACUUGGACAUCUCCAAGUGUUUCCUUCAGGGGGACUUGUAAUGCCAUUGUCACUCCGACCUCUUGCUGCCGCCAAUCCUGCACAGCUGUGUUCUGUUUCCAGGCUCCAGGAGCACAGGGAGGCAUGGAGGGGGACCUGCCUGGGAGGUGGGGUGGGGGUGGGGGGCUAGAGGAAGGGCAGCUGGCUUUUCCUUUGCUACCGCCCCCCCCAUCCUGGUUCUCACCUCGGCACACUCCUCCCCUCUGAUACCCCAGACCCCAGACAAGCUCUGUUUGCCUUCCUGAAGCCGGGCACCCCCAAAGAACUUGUAUUUAUAAAUAACGACCUGGUUUUACAGAUAUUUGGGCACAUGUCUAAUCUCCAGAUGAGCUAUGAAUUCCUAGAAGGCAAAGAUUGGGUCUAAUUCAUCUCCAAAUCCUCGAAAAGGCCUUGCAAAAUGUAUAUAUUGGUUUCUUUGUUAAAUGAAUAAAAAAGUGGAAAAUA
Felis catus (domestic cat) is the source of this 6298-nucleotide messenger RNA. RefSeq names its product atonal bHLH transcription factor 8 (gene ATOH8). The transcript has 3 exons. The record is from RefSeq and is a predicted model, not a curated record. Lineage: Eukaryota; Metazoa; Chordata; Mammalia; Carnivora; Felidae. The coding region runs from base 474 to 1454 and encodes 326 amino acids. Gene Ontology annotation, molecular function: protein dimerization activity; DNA-binding transcription factor activity.